Messenger RNA from Lolium rigidum, 1302 nucleotides. RefSeq names its product putrescine hydroxycinnamoyltransferase 3-like. Gene Ontology annotation, molecular function: acyltransferase activity, transferring groups other than amino-acyl groups. Bases 1 to 1302 code for a protein of 433 amino acids. The record is from RefSeq and is a predicted model, not a curated record. Lineage: Eukaryota; Viridiplantae; Streptophyta; Magnoliopsida; Poales; Poaceae. The transcript has a single exon.
AUGGAGGUUAAGGUGUUGAGCUCCAAGCUCGUGAAGCCUGCCUACAAUGCCGGCGCGGCACCAGCCACCGAGUACAUCCCUCUGUCCAUCUUCGACAGGGUGACGUUCGACAUGCAGAUGGCAAUCAUCUACGCCUUCGCCUCGCCGGCUCCUUCAACGGCCGCCAUCGAGAAGGGCCUGGCAGCGGUGCUCGCUCAGUACCGCGCCUUCGCCGGCCAAAUCGGCGUCAACCCUGACGACGGCGAACCCUCCUUCAUUCUCAACGACCGUGGUGCCCGUCUUGUGGAGGCCUUCGUGGAUGCCGACCUCAUUAAUAUGGCACCGGCAAAGCCCACGCCGGAGCUGCUGAAGCUGCACCCGGACCUGGAGGGAGAGCUAGAGGAGGUGGUGCUGCUGCAGCUCACCCGGUUCAGGUGCGGCUCGCUCGCCGUCGGGUUCACCUCCAACCACGUUGUCGCCGACGGCCACGCCACCAGCAACUUCUUGCUUGCAUGGGGACGUGCCACCAGAGGGCUCCCCAUGGGUGCCCCGCCCGUGCACCACCACAAGGACCUCUUCAAGCCCCGAUCGUCGCCACGCGUGGAGCACGACCACCGCAACAGAGAGUACUACCUGCCGUCUCCCACUAACGUCAUCGGCCACCAUGGCGACGUCGCCGACAACAUCGUCAUUCACAAGGCGCACUUCACCAAGGACUUCAUCGCCGGGCUCCGUGGUAGCGCGUCGGAGGGGCGCGGCCGGCCGUUCAGCCGGUUCGAGACCAUCCUCGCCCACCUCUGGCGCACCAUGACACGUGCCCGUGACUUGAGCCCAGAAGAGACGACGACCAUACGCCUGUCCGUCGACGGGCGCCACCGGCUCGGUAAACCAGCAGAGUACUUUGGCAACAUGGUGCUCUGGGCGUUCCCGCGCGCCACGGUAGGUGACCUCCUGACCCGGCCUCUGAAGCACGCCGCGCAGGUGAUCCACGACGAGGUGGCCAGGGUGGACGGCGUCUACUUCCAGUCCUUCGUCGAUUUCGCGACCUCCGGCGCCGCCGAGAAGGAAGGGCUCGCGCGGAGCGCCGUGUGCAAGGACGUGAUGUGCCCGGACGUCGAGGUGGACAGCUGGCUCACCUUCCCGUUCUACGAGCUGGACUUCGGAACCGGGAGCCCGAGCUACUUCAUGCCGUCCUACUUCCCUACGGAGGGGAUGCUCUUCCUCACGCCGUCCUACAUUGGCGAUGGCAGCGUCGACGCAUUCGUCCCUGUCUUCGAGCACAACCUGCAAGCGUUCAAAGAAUGCUGCUACUCCACGGAGUAG